Alexandromys fortis (reed vole) is the source of this 1184-nucleotide messenger RNA. RefSeq names its product nei like DNA glycosylase 1 (gene Neil1). The coding region runs from base 138 to 575 and encodes 145 amino acids. The transcript has a single exon. Gene Ontology annotation, molecular function: DNA-(apurinic or apyrimidinic site) endonuclease activity; zinc ion binding; DNA N-glycosylase activity. The record is from RefSeq and is a predicted model, not a curated record. Gene Ontology annotation, biological process: base-excision repair. Gene Ontology annotation, cellular component: nucleus. Lineage: Eukaryota; Metazoa; Chordata; Mammalia; Rodentia; Cricetidae.
UGCCUAUCCUAGAUGGCCAUGUGCCUCUCUGCCUCCCCCUCUGUAAAACCUUGGUGACAAUUCCUACUCAACAAGGUAUCUUCUGGCACAACCUGUUGCCCUCUUCCCACUACAGGGGCCGCCAUUCCGCCUUCAGAAUGCCGGAGGGCCCAGAGCUGCACCUCGCCAGCUGCUUUGUAAAUGAGACAUGUAAGGGGCUGGUAUUUGGCGGGUGUGUGGAGAAGUCCUCUGUCAGCCGCAACCCCGAGGUGCCCUUUGAGAGCAGUGCCUACCACAUCUCAGCUGUAGCCCGAGGCAAGGAGCUGCGCCUGACCUUGAGCCCCCUGCCUGGUGCCCAGCCCCCUCAGAAGCCGCUGUCCCUUGUCUUCCGCUUCGGUAUGUCUGGAUCCUUCCAGCUGGCACCUGCAGAUGCACUGCCGCCCCAUGCCCAUCUACGCUUUUACACGGCCCCACCUGCCCCACGGCUUGCCCUCUGUUUCGAGGACAUCCGCCGUUUUGGCCACUGGGAUCCUGAGGGUGAAUGGCAGCCAGGCCGUGGACCCUGUGUCUUGCUGGAGUAUGAACGGUUCAGGUAGGACUAUGUAUUCUAGAAUACCAUUCAGGCACCCGAGAGACAAAUCCUAGCCCCGAAUGAGCCUGUCUCCUGUCUAUGGAUUGAGAUGGUGUCAGGGCAGGCCAAAGGAAGGACAGCCAAAGGUCUGAGGACACAGAGACAGCAUUAGAGUUGGACUGGGGCCCAGCAUCCCACCUUGCUUCCCGGUAGCUCCAGGCCAUCAAGGAAGGUGGAGGGCUUUCAAAGCACCCUAAGAAACGACCUACACAGUGGGGAGAGGGUGGUCUAGUGACUGUUAGUCAGGUUUUGGUGGUCCUCACAGUCUGCCUGGGGGGCUUCCUCUGAUUGUCCCUGUUUUCAGACUUUCCUCUAAACAGGCAAUAAGAGUCUUUACUCCAAAACAGGCCCUGUAGGGUAUAGCAGUGGGCAGGGUAAAUGUGUCCCUUUGUCCAUGGCACUGAUAUGCAGUUAAGGCAUGGGGCCAGGACACCACAAAAUAAAUUCACAGACCUUUAGCCAAGUGUGGGGAGCAUGUCAGGAACGGCCACUCACGGGAAGUGAUCUUUGAACUGAGAUCUGGCUGGUGGAGGUGGAGCCAACUAUGUAAACUCCAGGAGAGUCUUGGCAGGAA